AUGCAGUCCUUCGCCAGAGCCACUCGCGCCUCGGCGCUGCAAAACGUUGGCCGCCGAGCCUAUUCUUCGUCGCAGUAUGCCCAGACCAUCAACAACCUGCGCAUCAAUGCCGACACCAAGGUCAUCUACCAAGGCUUCACCGGAAAGCAGGGAACUUUCCACGCUCAACAAGCUAUCGAAUACGGCACAAAGGUCGUCGGUGGAACAAACCCCAAGAAGGCUGGCCAGACUCACCUCGGCCUCCCUGUCUUCAAGAACGUUGGUGAAGCCGUCAAGGAGACUGGUGCCACUGCUACUGGUCUCUUCGUCCCUCCUCCUCUGGCCGCCGCCGGUAUCGAGGAGGCCCUCGAGGCCGAGAUCCCCCUCGUUGUCUGCAUCACUGAGGGUAUCCCCCAGCACGACAUGGUUCGCAUCACCGACAUGCUCAAGACCCAAAGCAAGACUCGUCUCGUCGGACCCAACUGCCCCGGUAUCAUUGCUCCCGAGCAGUGCAAGAUCGGUAUCAUGCCUGGCUUCAUCCACAAGCGCGGCCGCAUCGGUAUCGUCUCUCGUUCCGGUACUCUCACCUACGAGGCCGUCAACCAGACCACCCAGGCCGGUCUUGGUCAGUCUCUCGUUGUCGGAAUCGGCGGUGACCCCUUCUCCGGUACCAACUUCAUCGACUGCCUCAAGGUCUUCACUGAGGACCCCGACACCGACGGUAUCAUCAUGAUUGGUGAGAUUGGUGGUUCCGCCGAGGAGGACGCCGCCGAGUUCCUCAAGCAGGCCAACACUGUCAACGGUGGUAAGCCGGUUGUCAGCUUCAUCGCUGGUAUCUCUGCUCCUCCCGGCCGACGAAUGGGUCACGCCGGUGCCAUCGUUUCCGGUGGUAAGGGUGGUGCCGACACCAAGAUCAAGGCUCUUGAGGACGCUGGUGUCAUUGUCGAGCGCUCUCCCGCUGGUCUGGGCAAGGCUCUCUACAACGAGUUCGUCCGCCGCGAUCUGCUAUAA
Fusarium musae is the source of this 990-nucleotide messenger RNA. RefSeq names its product Succinate--CoA ligase [ADP-forming] subunit alpha, mitochondrial (gene TCA8). The record is from RefSeq and is a predicted model, not a curated record. Lineage: Eukaryota; Fungi; Ascomycota; Sordariomycetes; Hypocreales; Nectriaceae. Gene Ontology annotation, biological process: tricarboxylic acid cycle. Gene Ontology annotation, cellular component: mitochondrion; succinate-CoA ligase complex (ADP-forming). Gene Ontology annotation, molecular function: succinate-CoA ligase (GDP-forming) activity; succinate-CoA ligase (ADP-forming) activity. The transcript is spliced from 5 exons. The coding region runs from base 1 to 990 and encodes 329 amino acids.